AUGUGGCUGUACUCGAGCACGUCCAAACGCUCUGUCAGGUCCAAACCCCCCUCCCCCGGUCCUCGUUCCAAGACCCCGUCCUCGAAUCUCGAUCCACGUCCAACGUCGCCGAGUUCGGCCCUCGCUGAAGUUCUUCGAAAGAAUCCAUUCCGACCAGGCUCGAAGGAGUGUUUCACACCGCAGAAGGAAGACGAAGACCCCUCAGUUGCCCUGAACAAGGACCUCCAGGUCCUUGCUGAUUUCUUUCCAGACGUCAAGGUCGAAGUCCUCCGCGAACUACUUCUCCGGUUCGAUGGCGAUAGCAGACUGCCAAUAUGCAUAGAACAACUGUACAAGUACAAGGCGGGAUGGGCUAAGGGCCGUAUGAACGUACCACCUAGGGGUCUGGACGAACCGAUCUCAGCAGAAGAACAGUUCAGGGCGAAGGACUAUGUCGAUGCCGUGAAAUGGAUCGCGGGCCUCGAAUUCGGCGCUUUGAGCAGGAAUGCCGUGGACGCCGUGCUUGCUGAGGUCAACUUCUCCUAUGCGAAUGCGAGGCCGACGCUACAGGGCCUUGCUGGUAGAUCGUGGAAAUUCGCCCUUGCAAACUUCCUCAAGAAGAGACGGUCGCCAAGCGAAGUUCCAGCGGUGUUGUUGGACAGAUCGAAGGCGGGGCCCGAAUGGCCGAGACUGAUCACUACAGGCAAUGAUGAGCUCGACCAGGAGCUGUCACAACUCUUCAGUGUCCCGGCUCAAUCCCCUCGAAAACCCAGAGACCAGAAGGUGUCCGACUUCGAAGUGGCCCAAGCACUCAACCUGAAGGAGGCGGAGGAAGCCGGUGCCCUCUUCGAAUGCCGGGUCUGCUAUAACGAUGUCACCUUCGAGGAUGCCUCGGUCUGUACUCGAUCUAAUCAUGUCAUCUGCCUGGACUGCAUCCGGCGAACGCUCAAUGAAGCUCUUUUCGGACAGGGCUGGGCAAAGUCGAUCGACAUCGAGCACGGGACGCUGAAAUGCCUAGCGGACGAUGAUUGUGACGGCCACGUCCCGCACCAUCUGGUCCAACGCUCUCUCAGUCUCCGCGACCCAAAGGCCAGCGGCGAGACAUGGAACCGCUUUGAGGACAGACUUGCCGAACAUAAUCUGGAGCGUUCUGCUCUCUCCCUUGUCCGCUGCCCAUUUUGCCCAUACGCCGAAGCCGAACAGACCUACGACACCGGCGCCGCAGCGGCUAUACAAUGGCGCAUACGGAAACCCGUCACGGGAAUCCACACCAUCAUUGUCAUCCUACUUCUCGAGCUACUUCCUGCGACUAUACUCUUCCUCCUGCCUUUCUUCCUCCUCUUUCCCACCUAUUUCACCACUCUGUUCUAUACAGCGCUCGCCAAUCUCGCGCUUAAAGCCCGGACAACCCGUUUCGUCUGCCAAAACCCAUCAUGUUUACGAAAAUCCUGCCUCAAAUGCCAAAAAGCAUGGCACGACCCACACGUCUGUCAUGAACCGUUGAUUGUCUCCCUGCGCACAACCGUCGAAGCAGCUCGUACUGCUGCGGUCAAACGCAUUUGCCCGCGCUGUGGCACAGCUUUCGUGAAAUCGAGUGGCUGCAAUAAAUUAACUUGCGUGUGCGGCUACUCUAUGUGCUAUCUAUGUCGGAAGAAUAUUGGAAAAGCGGGUAAUAACACUGAGGGAGGCGAAGGCUACAGACACUUCUGCGAACAUUUUCGGCCUAUGCCCGGCCAGCGGUGCACAGAAUGUGACAAGUGCGAUCUGUACAGGGCGGAAGACGAAGACAUGAUGGUCAAGAAGGCUGGUGAGGAGGCUGAGAGGCGGUGGAGGGAGAAAGAAGGCAUGAUUGGUGUCAGGGGGUUGGAGGAUGCCAUUGGCGAUGUAGUGGGGGAGGAUGCCUGGUGGAAGAAGUUUCAGGAGGGAAGGUGGACGGUCCAAGGCGUAGUUGAUUGGGCUGUCGAAAAAGGCGUUGUUGUUGACGUGGAGAGAUGA
Messenger RNA from Cladophialophora yegresii CBS 114405, 1974 nucleotides. RefSeq lists its product as uncharacterized. The transcript has a single exon. Bases 1 to 1974 code for a protein of 657 amino acids. Gene Ontology annotation, molecular function: zinc ion binding. Lineage: Eukaryota; Fungi; Ascomycota; Eurotiomycetes; Chaetothyriales; Herpotrichiellaceae. The record is from RefSeq and is a predicted model, not a curated record.